UGGGAUCGCGUGGCUGGGGAGUUCCGCGGGGCCCUAACCACUGAUCACCCCGAGAGGGCUGGGUGGGGAGAAGUGUGGGCCCAGCAUCCCGGAGGGCCCCGAGAUCCCCGGGCCGGCAGCUGGUAGGGACUGCCGGACACGUUCUGGGUCCUGUAAGGUGGGGGGAAAUGGAUUUGCCUAAUCCUAGCCCACAUUAAUAGUAUGGCUGCAGGGAAAGCCCGGCCUGGAGUGGCGCUGGAUUGGAGCCUCCGGCGCUGGGUCCAGCCCCUCGCGGAGCACCUGGCGGGGCUGCGUGAGGGGCGGAGUUUCCCCCAGCCCCAUUCCCGAAGCUGCUUCCUUGGCGGCAGCUGGGCAGGUCUUCGAGGCCCAUUUUAGGACCGCCGUUCUUAAAACCUGUAAGACGUCUGGAGAUUCGGGGUCCCCAGGUGGCAUGGAAAGGGAGGCAGCCCUGCUGCACCAUCCACCAGCCACAUGGCCUGUGUCUGUGCCUCAGUUUCCUGCUCUGGGAAAUGCCCAGAGAUGCCCGUACUGGCCCUGCCUGGCUUUGAGUGCUUUCUGCCAGGCUCUGGCCAGCCUCUUCUGGGGGAGUCACACCUCCGGGCCCCCCUUCUCCAGUCAAUUGAACUCUUUUGGGGGACAAUCUCUGAGGCUCCCUCCAUGCCUAGAGCAGUGAUGGGGCCCUGGCAGUGGAGGGAGAGGCUGUGGGUUCAAAUGUGGCUCCUCAACCUGUGCCCUUGGACAGGUUACCACUGAUGUGGGCAGGGAGGGAGGGAAGAGCCUGCAGGUUCCCUCCCAGUGCUGCCUUUUCUCACCUGAAGUCAUCCUUGCUUUGGGGCUCCUAGCUGGGGUUUGGGCUGUCAGAGACCGUAGAAGCCCCUCGUUUUACAAAGGCUCCUGGGCAGGGGCUGCUCCAGGUCACAUCUGGGUGGCAAAGCGGGUAUUGCAGUGCCAAGGCUGCCCCCAAGCAGGCCUCCUCCUGCCAUUGCCAGCAGGAAAGCUGAGCUCUUCGUCGUCUUCUUUGAGAGAUGAGGGCUGGGACGGAAGGAGUGCCAGGCUUGAAGCCGGGUCCAGGCCUGGCACUCCGGCCCCAAAGAUGACAUAGAAAAGCCUCCGGAGGGUCUACAACACCCGGCCCUCCCUGCUUCCUGAAUGGGGGACCCCGCAGGUUCUUCUCUGCCCCUUCAUUGGUCAGAGCCCAAAAGGCAAAGCAGUCUGCUCUCAGGAGAGCCCGGAGGGGAGAGGCUGGCACAGCUUUGUUCCUGCCCGCUCAGGGCAGGCUCCCAGGCUGCCCACCCUCUAUUCCGGCCACUUCCCUGCCAUUCCUGGAAAGUGCUUCCCACCAAGGAGAUUCACACUGUGGAUUGGUUCCAAAGUAGCCCGGUCUAAGGGCUUGGCAAUGGGGGUGAAGUGACUUGCCCAGGGUCACACAGCUGGGAAGUCUAAGGUCAGAUUUGAACCCAGGUCCUCCGCAGGAAAGUCUUAAUAUGUGUUCAUUCAUUCUUUCGCUACUGUUAGGUGGGGCAGUGGAUAGUCCGUGUGACCUGUGUAAGUCAGUGAGCCUGCCUCAGUUUCCUCAAGUGCAAAACAGGGACCACACUAGCCCCUGCCUCCCUGAUGCUGAAGCCCUUAAACAGGUGCUGCCUUCCGUCUCGGGGAUUAUUGGUGCUUCGCAUCCUUGCUCUCCGUGGGGAGGGGGCCCUCCUCCUCCUCCGCCUCCGCCUCCUCCGCGGCUCCCGCCUGGCUCCCUUCCCGCAGCUGCGGCGGGAAUCCAGUCCGGCGCUUCCGCGGCCGCCGCGCUCCCCUCCGAGCCCAGCUCUCUCAGCGCCGCCGCCGCGGCCGCUCGCUUUUCUGCUCGGCUCCGCUCUCUCCUUCGCUCUCCCUCGUUCGCGGCGGCUGCGGCUCUGCUCCGCCCCUCGCUCGGCCCGAGCCGGGGGACUGGUCGCCCUGCGUGCUCGCGGGAGGAUGCUGGGCGGGGGCAGCCCGCGCGCGGCCCCCGGCCCCCCCUAGCCGCCUGGGCCCGAGUCCCGGGGGCGGCGCCUUGGGCCCGAAUCGGGCCGGGCCACAGCGAGCUGGAGGCGGCCGAGACAAUGAGGCGGCCGCCCUCGGGACCCGCAGCGCCCGCCGCCGCCGCAGCAGCAGCAGCAGCAACAGCAGCUACAGCAGCUGCUGCCCCGGCCGCAGCCUGAGCGCAGCCCCCGCCCCCGGCGCCCGCCCCAGAGGAGUAGAAGGAGGAGGAGGAGGCGGCGGCAUCAGCAGCGACAGCGGCGGCGGCGGCCCCGGCUCGCCGAGCUUCGCUCCCGCCCCGGCCGACUGCCCGCCAGUCCGUGGGUCCCUCAGUCCAUCAGUCCCCCGGCCCCGCUCGCGCUCGUGCUCCUGGCCAUGGCCUCCCCGGGCCCGGGGGCGCCGCACUAGCCCCAUCGCCCGCCCCAACCCCAGGGCCGCGAAAAGGAGGAGGAGCCCGAGGACGCGACUCGGGCCGGGAUGCUGGGCCGGGAGGGGGCGGCCUGAGCCCCCUCCGGGAGCUUUGGGAGCCGGAAUGUACCUGCUGGACGGCGGCGGCGGCAGCAGCAGCAGCCCCGAGCCCGGGCCCGCGCCCGCCGCCAUGCAGCGGGGGACGCCGCAGAGGAAGACGGUCUACCGCAUCUCCGUGACCAUGGUGAAGAAGGAGCCGCUGCCCGGCCCGGGCCCCCCCUCGGACCUAGGAGACCCCCGGCCGACGCGGAGGAGGCGGCGCCCUCCUCCGAUCGCGAGCAGCCUGCUCCCGGAGGAGGACGAGGACGAAGAGGACGAAGACGAAGAGGAGGAGGACUUGGUGGAGGUCGAGGACCAGGAUCAGGACGGGGACGAGGAUGCAGAGGGAGCCGAGCGGCCCCCCAGUCCCCGCAGCUUUCGGACUCGCAGCACCGGGCAGCUGGAGCUGGGCCGCCUCAAGGGACCCGCUGGGCCCGAGCCCUGUCCGCACGCCUCCCUGGCGGAGAGAGCGUUCCACACCGGGACGGCCGAGCCCUCGGGCAGCGGACCCCCGGGGGCCGACCAGGAGCCGCAGCAGCAGCUGGAGCCCGCUGGCCGGCCCCUCCGCAGGAGUCUCAGCCUCCGCCAGCGGCCGGGCGGGGAGCUGCUGCGCCUUCGGGCCCUGGCCCGGGUCGGCCACCACCGCAGCGCGGGCUGCCUGCUGCAGCGGCCGCCGGAUGGGGAGCCCCCGUGGGCCGCCCUGGACGCCGCCCCCGGCCGGGACCCUGUCGAACCGCAGCCACCACCGCCAUCGGAGAAGCGCAACACCCUGGACGUGGGUGAGGUGCUGUUGGGCGCCGGCGGUCCGCGGGGGCUGUCCGAGCUGGAGCGCUGGGAGCGCAGCAAAGGCAAGAACCGCACCCUGGAUAACAGCGACCUGCAGCGGCGCCCGCGGGCCCAAGCCCGUGCCCAGGCCCCCUCCGGGGCGGCCCUGGGGCCACCCGAGCACCGGCUGCUGCGCUUUUUCAGCGGCAUCUUUGCCCGGAGGGAGACCGCCGCCUCCAGCCCCUCGGGCAGCCCCAACGGCAGGGUCCCCCGUUCCAGGGGCUAUUUCAGCAGCCUCAAGAGAGCCGCCGGCAGCGAGAGCAGCGGAGGAUCCCUGCACAAAGAUGCUUUUGUGAAUAGUCAAGAGUGGACGUUAAGUCGGUCUGUGCCGGAGCUGAAAGUGGGCAUUGUGGGUAAUUUGGCGAGUGGCAAGUCCGCGCUGGUCCACCGGUACCUGACGGGCACGUACGUGCAGGAAGAGUCGCCCGAAGGUGGGAGAUUCAAGAAGGAAAUAGUUGUCGAUGGACAAAGCUACCUGCUGCUGAUUAGAGAUGAAGGGGGCCCACCUGAGGCACAGUUUGCUAUGUGGGUGGACGCUGUUAUAUUUGUCUUCAGCUUGGAGGACGAGAUCAGCUUCCAGACGGUUUACCAUUACUACAGCCGGAUGGCCAACUAUCGGAACACGAGCGAGAUCCCCAUGGUACUGGUGGGAACGCAGGACGCCAUCAGCUCCAGCAACCCCCGAGUCAUCGACGACGCGCGCGCCCGGAAGCUCUCCAACGACCUGAAGCGCUGUACGUACUACGAGACCUGCGCCACGUACGGCCUCAACGUCGAGCGCGUCUUCCAGGACGUUGCACAGAAGAUUGUGGCCACCAGGAAGAAGCAACAACUUUCCAUAGGACCCUGCAAGUCCUUGCCGAACUCCCCCAGCCACUCCUCUGUGUGCUCAGCCCAGGUCUCUGCCGUGCACAUCAGUCAGACCAGUAAUGGAGGAGGGAGCUUGAGUGACUAUUCGUCCUCCGUCCCGUCCACUCCAAGCACCAGCCAGAAAGAGCUGCGCAUUGAUGUCCCUCCUACUGCCAACACUCCGACUCCUGUCCGCAAGCAGUCCAAACGGCGCUCCAACCUGUUCACAUCUCGCAAAGGCAGCGACCCAGACAAAGAGAAGAAAAGCCUGGAGAGUCGCGCGGACAGCAUCGGGAGCGGCCGAGCCAUCCCCAUUAAGCAGGGCAUGCUGUUGAAGCGCAGCGGCAAGUCUCUGAACAAAGAGUGGAAGAAGAAGUACGUCACCCUGUGCGACAACGGCGUCCUGACCUACCACCCGAGUCUGCACGAUUACAUGCAGAACGUCCACGGCAAAGAGAUCGAUCUCCUGAGAACCACCGUGAAAGUCCCGGGAAAGCGGCCGCCCCGGGCCACGUCGGCCUGCGCCCCCAUCUCCAGCCCCAAGACCAACGGCCUGGCCAAGGACAUGAGCAGCUUGCACAUCUCGCCCAACUCAGGGAGUGUCACCGCUAGCUCGUCUGUGUCUCAGAUGGCCAGUGGCGUCAGCUUAGUGUCCUUCAACGCGCGCCCCGACGGCAUGCACCAACGCUCGUACUCCGUGUCCAGCGCCGACCAGUGGAGCGAAGGGACGGUGAUUGCCAACUCGGGCAUCAGCAGCGAUACAGGCUUGGGAGAAUCGGUCUGUUCCAGCCCCAGUAUAUCCAGCACCACAAGCCCCAAACUCGACCCCCCUCCCUCCCCUCAUGCCAACAGGAAAAAGCACAGACGGAAGAAAAGCACCAGCAAUUUCAAAGCCGACGGGCUCUCGGGCACGGCUGAAGAACAAGAGGAGAACUUCGAGUUCAUCAUUGUGUCCCUGACCGGCCAGACGUGGCACUUCGAAGCCGCCGCCUACGAGGAGCGCGACGCCUGGGUGCAGGCCAUCGAGAGUCAGAUCCUGGCCAGCCUGCAGUCCUGCGAGAGCAGCAAGAACAAGUCCCGCCUGACGAGCCAGAACGAGGCGAUGGCCCUGCAGUCCAUAAGGAACGUCCGAGGGAAUUCGCAGUGUGUCGACUGUGAGGCUCAAAACCCCAACUGGGCCAGCUUGAAUCUGGGGGCCCUCAUGUGCAUCGAGUGCUCGGGGAUACACCGCAAUCUCGGCACGCACCUGUCCCGCGUCCGCUCGCUAGACCUCGACGACUGGCCCAUCGAGCUCAUCAAGGUCAUGUCCUCCAUUGGCAACGAGCUGGCCAACAGCGUCUGGGAAGAGAGCUGCCAGGGACACCUGAAGCCUUCGCUAGACUCCACCAGGGAAGAGAAGGAACGGUGGAUCCGAGCCAAGUACGAGCAGAAGCUCUUCCUGGCCCCCCUCCCGUGCCUGGAGCUCCCCCUGGGCCAGCACCUGCUCAGGGCCACCGCCGACGAGGACUUGCGGACUGUCAUCCUGCUCCUGGCUCACGGGUCCCGGGAAGAAGUGAACGAGACGUGCGGGGAGGGCGACGGGCGCACGGCUCUCCACCUGGCCUGCCGCAAGGGCAACGUGGUUCUCGUUCAGCUGCUGAUUUGGUACGGCGUGGACGUCAUGGCUCGGGAUGCCCACGGAAACACGGCGCUGGCCUAUGCCCGGCAGGCCCCGAGCCAAGAGUGCGUCGACAUCCUCCUGCAGUACGGCUGUCCCGAUGAGCGCUUCGUCCUCAUGGCGACGCCCAACCUGUCCCGGAAAAACAACAACCGGAACAACAGCAGCGGCCGAAUGCCCACCAUCCUCUGAGUUGGGAGCCCCCGCCGUCCCUCGGUGCGCCCUCGGCGCCCUCUCCUCGAACUCGAGCCCGCGCCUGUCGCGAGGUCCCGCCCCGCCCGCCCCACGCCCUCCCGCCUUGCCGUCCUCCCCUCCCCCGACCCCCACUGAAAAUGGAAACCUGGACCGGGCCGAGGAGGCGGAGGGGCCCCCACGGGGGGGGGGGGUGGGGGGGGCACGCCGGCGCGGCCCCUUCCGCAGACCGUCCGGGCAAGGGAUGGGGAGAGGGGGGAGGGGGGAGGGAGGAAGAGGAGGCAGGAGGAAGAAGAACUGCCAGCGAAGCACAUCAGUACUUGGCGGCUCCCGCUCGGAACCCGGAUCUGGCCGCCUCCGCCGGCGAGCUUGACGACAUAAAUCAGAAGCAAGCACAGAGUUUGUCAGGUUUGAAGCCCCGAUGAUGGUGUGUGUCAAAUCAGUUGUAGCUAAUCUGUCCAGGGAGAAUACGGGCUUCAUUACACUUGUAUAGUCGAGCUCGUGCAGCAUUACCGCUGUUUAAUAGGACAUGAUUAGUCAUCACGGAGAGAAAAGCAGAUUAGCUGAGAAGGUAGUUACUGGGCACGCUUGGCUGCGCGCUGGAUGGGCCGGCCAAGCUCCUCCGAGCGAGCCCGCGCCGCCCGCGCCCGCCGAGCCCUCCUUCCUCCGCGCGCUGUCAUAAUUGAGGAUCUCUUUCAUUUUUCAGCCCACAGAGAGGCAGCGGUGGGGGCGGGGGCACCGCGAGCUCCUAGGAGGGGCGCCCAGGACGGAGAUCGCGAGCCGGAGGCCGAGGAGAAGGCUUCCCCCCCAGCCCAGAGACAGAGAGGGAGGGAGGGAGGCAGACAGACACACACACACACACAGACAGGCAGGAAGGCAGGCAGACAGGCAGACAGACAGACAGACAGACAGGCAGACAGACAGACCGACAGGCAGGAAGGCAGACAGACAGGCAGGCAGGCAGGAAGGCAGGAAGACAGGCAGGAAGGCAGGCAGACAGGCAGACAGACAGACAGGCAGGAAGGCAGACAGACAGACAGACACACACAGACAGGCAGGAAGGCAGACAGACAGACAGACAGGCAGACAGACAGACAGACAGACAGGCAGGAAGGCAGACAGACAGACAGGCAGGCAGGCUCGGGGGUUGUUCUCUUCUGUCCUUCGGCCCAGGUGGGGGUGUCCGAUUCAGGGGUCCCUCUCAUGCUGUGUUGCCUAAGUUAUACAGAUUUUUGUAUUGUGUCUUUAGAUAAGUGUAAAAUCUAUUUGAAUAAAAAAACGUUCACCAAAUGCAUCGA
Monodelphis domestica (gray short-tailed opossum) is the source of this 7332-nucleotide messenger RNA. RefSeq names its product ArfGAP with GTPase domain, ankyrin repeat and PH domain 1 (gene AGAP1). Gene Ontology annotation, biological process: activation of GTPase activity. The record is from RefSeq and is a predicted model, not a curated record. Gene Ontology annotation, molecular function: protein binding; GTPase activity; GTP binding. Lineage: Eukaryota; Metazoa; Chordata; Mammalia; Didelphimorphia; Didelphidae.